AUGCAAAACAUCCCAAAAAUGCGUCAAUCACUUAUUUUUGCGAUCAUUGGUUGUUUGAUGGUUGCAAUGAUGAUGAUGAUGGUAGUGGACGGAGCUGUUCAGAUGAGAGGAGCCUCUGCUGCUGCUUCAUCAUCAUCAUCAGUGAAGGCUACUAAUGGAACAAAGCCUGGUACUUUUGAAAGAAUUCUUGUUGUUAAUUUUGAAAAUCAACCAUUAGAAUUGACCAUGAUGCAUGAAUAUUUCCGUCAAGUGGCUACCAAGAUUGGAACCUUGUUGUCUGAAUAUUAUGGAGUUACUCAUCCUUCUCAACCAAAUUAUUUAUCACAAAUUGCUGGUGAUUAUUUUAAACAUAAUACUGACAGUAAUGUCAAUGUUAAUGCCACAACUAUUGUUGAUUUGUUGGAAGCAAAGGGAUUGACUUGGAAAUCAUAUCAAGAAAAUUAUCCAAAGGAAAAUUCUGGAACUGGAAAUUGCUUCAUUGCUCAAUAUAGCACUGAUAAGAAGUAUUAUAGAAAACACAAUCCAUUCAUGACCUUUGAUAAUAUUAGAAAUAAUCCAAAUAGAUGUAAGAAUAUUGUCAGUUCUGAUCAAUUGGAUUUGGAUAUUGCUUCUGGAAAUUUACCAAACUUGAUGUAUUACACUCCAAAUAUUGAUAAUGAUGCUCACAAUACUGGACUCGAUUAUGCCAACAAUUACUUAGCUCAAUGGUUGCCACCUAAAUUGAAUAAUCCAAAAUUCAUGAAAGGCACUCUUAUUUUCAUCACAUUCGAUGAAGAUGACUACAUGUUCCGUAAUCAUAUCUAUGCUGUUGCUAUUGGUGAUAUGGUUCAACCUGGAGGAGUUGACAAGAAUACUUAUAACCAUUUCUCUCUUUUGAGAACCAUUGAAGAUAAUUUCCAAUUAGGAAAUUUGGGAAGAAAUGAUGCUCUUGCUUCCUCAUUCAAUUGUUUCAAAAACUAAAUAAACUAUUUAUUG
Molecule: messenger RNA, 975 nt
Organism: Naegleria gruberi
Lineage: Eukaryota; Heterolobosea; Eutetramitea; Acrasida; Naegleriidae
Product: phosphoesterase
Exons: 3
Coding region: 1-960 (319 amino acids)
Biological process (GO): phospholipid catabolic process
Molecular function (GO): hydrolase activity, acting on ester bonds
Source: RefSeq, a predicted model, not a curated record